AUGGAGACGGAAGUAUCUCCUAGACGCGAACAGGACUUGUUCUACAUGCCACCAAAUACUGAAAUGAACCGCAUAUUAUCCAGAUAAACAGCGAGUAUGAGUAUCAGCGAUUAUAUUAUAAAGUUAAAAUAACUUUGUGACGUCAAAAGGGCGUUAUUAAAAGUAAACGUUAAACGCAAACGAGUCGCUGACGUUUUAAAAUGGACGCUAAUGAGAUGUUUGACACGAUGAUGCGGGAGCUAAAUGAAAAGAUCCUCUCUGAUGCUGAUGGAAGUGAAGAGCAGGAGAGUUUUUCUUUCCAUGAAGAGACGCAGGACUCAGAUGAUAUCCCCCCAUCUCUGCUCUGCUACUUUGAAGCCUCUAAAAGCAGAGCAGCAGUUUGUGAGAAGCUCAUCCUCGAGGAUCUUGAAGCCUCCCCUCCAUCACAUCACACUGAGGACAUGAUGAACUUUCCAUCUGAACUUGAUGAGGACAUGAUGAAACUUAAAAAGCAGGGCAUUUGUGAUGAGGAGAACGAGGAGAACAACACCUCCACUGAUCCCUUCGUUCUUCCUUCACCCACAGAGACAGAAGCACUUUUCACCGAUGUUGUUUCAGUGUGUCCCAACAACGAAGAUGAAUAUGUGGACAUAGAGAAGCAGUUGACGCUGCAAUAUGAGGCAGAGCGAAAGAAACGACACUGUGAGGAGAUGAAAAAAGAGGAGCGGAGGAGACAAAGAGAAAGAGACUUCCAGGAGGAGCUGCAGAAGAUAAUGGAGGCAGAGAGGCUCCACCAGAAGGAACUGGAGUUGAUGGGGAAGAGAGCUCAGGAGAAACUGGAACAAGAGCUUCUGUUUCAGCAGGAACUGAUCAGCAACUUACAGAGACGAGUGGAGGAAGAGAGGAAGAUGAGAGAGGAGGAGCAGAAGAGAAUAAAGGAUGAAGAGGACAAGAGGAGAAGGGAAGAGGAGAAAAUUAAGAUGGAGGCAGAGAGGAAAAGAAUGGAUAAAGAAAGAAAAAUAGAGGAGAUGAAACUUAAAAAAGAGGAAGACCAAAAGAGGAGAAUGGAGAGGGAGGAACAGAGGAAGAGGGAAGAAGAGAAACUUAAGAUGGAGGCAGUGAGGAAAAGAAUGGAGGAAGAGAUGAGGAAGGAAGAGGAAGAGAGAAAGAUAGAAGAGAUGAAACUUAAAGAGGAAGAGGAGAAGAGGAGAAUGGAGAGGGAGGAAAAGAGGAUGAAAGAAGAGGAGCAGAAGAGGAUGAAGGACGAAGAGGACAAAAUGAUAAGGGAAGAGGAGACAAAAAAGAUGGAGGCAGAGAGGAAAAGAAUGGAGGAAGAAAGAAAAAUAGAAGAGAUGAAGCGUAAAAAUGAGGAGGAGAAAAAGAGGAAAAUGGAGAUGGAGGAAAUGAGGAAGAUGAGGGAAGGGGAGCAGAAGAGGAUGAAGGAUGAAAAGGACAGGAGAAGGGAAGAGGAGACAAAAAAGAUGGAGGCAGAGAGGAAAAAAAUGGAGGAAGAGAUGAGGAGGAAGAAAGAGGAAGAGAGAAAGAUAGAAGAGAUGAAAUGUAAAAAUGAGGAAAGGAGGAGAAUGGAGGAGGAAAGACACAAGAUAAUAUUGGAAAAAAAGCAGCUGGAGGAUGAAAUCAGAAUGAUGGAGGAAGAAGAGAGAAAAAAGAAAGAAGAGGCAGAGAGGAGAGAGAGGAAAGAGGAGGAGGAAAGAAAAGAGUUGAAGGAGUCAAGGAAGAAGAUGGAGAGAGAUAAGAGAAAACUGGAGGAAGAAAUUAGCCUGAAGAAAAAAGAGGAGGAAGAGAGAAAAAAGAAGGAAGAGGAAAAUGUGAGAAUAGAGAAGGAGAUGGAGGAGGAGGAGGUGGACGAAAACAAGAAAGAGGUGAACAAAAAGACAGAGGAAGGAGGAAGACUCAAAGAGGAGAGCAAAGAGAGAAUGGUGCAGGAAAAGGAGGUGAAGGUGGAGGAUGAAGAAAACAGCCUGAUGGAUGAAAAUGAGAAAAAGAAUAAAGAUAAAACAGAAAACACUUUGGCCUCACAGCGAGGAGACGGCACCAGCUGGACCUCCUCCAGCUCUUUACACAGUGAGUCCACAACCAGUCCCACCAGUACUGAAACCAGACCACCACAACAUGACCCAGAGGAGAACAUCAGUCAGACCUCCACAGAUCAAACUGUGGACUCCACUGUGUCUGUGUUUUCAACCGUGUGUCUCCCAGAGCACACAGAAAGGAAGAGGCUGUCAUGGAUGAGAGACUGUGUCCCCUGGUCCAAACUGUCCCUCCGGAACAGGAGGAAGCAGAAAGGUUCUGUCCGGGGUCGGAGAGGGCCGAGAGGAGCUGCUGAGGCCGGCAGUCUGCCUCCUCUCUGUCCACACUCUCUGCUGCGGGCCACAGGCUGGAAAUCCCUGCAGGAGGUGACCACAGUGACCCUGGAGGACUUACCUGGCUGUAACUUAUCCACUCUCACUCAGUGUUCUCAGCUUCGGUCCCUCACGCUCAGACGCUGUGGCCUCAGAUCUCUGGACGGCAUCAAGCAGUUACCACAACUCUGCUACAUCGACGUACAGGAAAAUGACAUCUCAUCUGUCGACUGUGAAAAUAUGACCAGUUUACGGGUUCUUCAUCUCAGCCACAACAAGCUGACGUCCAUCCACGGUUUAACUGGUGCUGAAAAUUUGGAUGUUCUGGACCUCGCACACAACUCCAUCACUCGCAUUGCUGGUCUGGAGUCUGUGAGGAGACUGCAGAGGUUGUCAGUAGAUCACAACCAGCUGAUCAGCACCAAAGGACUGAGGGACAUUUACACUCUCCUGCACCUGAACCUCUCACACAACCACCUGGCAGCUGUGGAGGGGCUGGAAAACAGCGCUCUGCUCCACACACUGGACCUGAGAGCCAACAGCCUGACGGAGCCCCCGAAUCUGAACAACCAGGUUCUCCUCAGAGAGCUGCAUCUCGACGACAACAGCAUCUCCUCCCUGCAGAGCCUCACUGCGUGCUGGCUUCCACUCAUGCUACAUCUCUCUGUGGCCCAAAACAGAAUUACCCAGCUGCCCUCCAUGUCUGAUUCUGUGUCCCUCACAAAUCUGGAUCUUCGAUUCAACUGCAUGUCAGAGAUCCAGAACGUGUGUGAGAGUCUGGAGGGAUGUCAGUUCCUGCGAGAGGUCCACCUCACGGGGAAUCCUCUUCAGCAGGAGACGGGCUGGAGAUCCACUCUGCAGAAAGCAGUACCCGGCCUGAGGCUCAUCGAUGACCAGCAGACAGACUCUGUUCUGACGCCCCCUGUUGUUCAGCAGUUCAGCUCGGCCUCAGGCAGCUUCCUGAUGUUCUGCCAGACUCAGCUUCAGCAGACUCAGGAUUUACAGCAGCGGCAUAGCAGGGAGCUCAGUGAUGCCUCAUCUUCCCUGGAUGCUCUCAAGACCUCCUGCAGACAUUCAAGUGAGGCUCUGCAGCUGGCUGAGGAACAGAGAUUUGCCCAUGAAUAUGGUGACACGACUGUGACUGAUAAACACAGAGCUACAAGCCAAACAACACCGGAGGACACACCUGACGUGGACCAUAACAGCACUGAGAAGAGUACUGAGCUCCAAGGAAUGGAGUCCACUGGAAAAGUUCCACAGUUCGUCCCACACGGGGACAGACGCAGCUACUGGAGCUCUGAGGAGAAGUCAGCUGCAGAGAGUCAACAUAACGGAUUCCACUCUGUUACAGCUGGUCCAAAGACAGGGCUGACAGUAGGCAAAGCUAACUCUGGCAGCGUUCACUCAUCUGCAACAAGGGGAAAGACAUCUUCCUCCAGUCUUGACAUGGUACCUGUGUCCAACCAUCAAAACCUCCAAAGCACAGCAGCAGUCGUGAUUCAGCAGCUGUGGAGGAAAUAUAGACAGAAAUGUGGGAACUCCAGCAGCUCUUCCACAGCUGAGAAGGGAGGAGGAAGAGGAGGAGAUGGAGGAAAGCCAGAGUCAGGACCUUCCUAUAUUAACGGGAGCGUCGUUGGCAAGGAUUACGCAGCAACUGUCAUCCAGGCGUUUUGGAGGGGCUUCACUCUGAGGAGGAGGCUCGCAUCUGCUCUGGCUGCCGUCACAUGCUCCGACUCCGGAGAGGACGACACCUUUGAGGAGGUGGAUGUGGAUGAAUUUGUCUUUGAUGAGGCAGCGCUGGAGAAACAGUGGAUGCUGUCGCUUUCUGAGGACUCAACUCCCAGACGUUAUCCUGUGUCUGAGCAGCAGCCAUCUGUAAAGCCUCCUGUGCACUUUUUUGAACCCUCCCAGUGCAUCCUCCCCCCGCCGGCCGUACGGAGGCCAAAACAGGCCUGGGUGUCUGGAGAACAGGUGGACUCUGCAGGGCGGAGAGUUUCUCCAGAGAGCUCCAACAGAAGCAAAUCUCCUGCUUCAGCGUCGGUGCUCAGCGGUCUCUCUGAGAGAUCAGAAAAGAUUCUGGAAGAAUGGGGUUUCACUGACAGUAACACGGCUCUUCUGAUGCUCAAGAGGGCUCAGAAGAUGAAGCCAACGAAGCAGAAGAGACGCAGGGAUCCCUCCGUCCGUCUUGCCAUGUUCAGAAACUGCAGUUACCAGCUGGGUCCGGUGGAGGCUCGAAACAGGCCGGCACAACACAACAGGAAUGAUAUAAAAGUUGGCGAGGCUGAGCCAGGCCUUCAGCAGGCGGAGAAGGUGGAGCGAGUGAAGCAGGAACGAGCUCAGCAGUGGCUGCAAACCCAGGCUGCUCACUCUGACAGGGACUCAGAGAGUGUGCAUUUCUUACCGGAGAUCAGCUCAGACGUUCUGAACGGUGGCAGAGUGCAGCUCGUGGCCGACCCAGGAUACACAGAACGCCGACAUCACGCCAGAGGAUUGUGGGCCAACAACAGUUUAGCUGCUCAGCCUCGCAGAGAGAACAGUUAUCCUCGCAGAAACUCUGUGGGUUGUGCAAGGAAAGAAGUUCCAUCUCCUCAGCGAGUGACGUCUGCUCCGUCCAAAAAGGAGCGCAUCUCCUUCCGAGACAACCCUGUUGAGCUGAGCAGCGGCUGGGGAGGGGGCAAGAAGAGGGACAAAGUGUACAAGUAAAACACAAACGCUUCCACGACCACGUCAUCUAUUUUUGCUUUGCUGUCCUAACCCAACAGCAGAGCAACUUAAGGGCAGAUACGUUUAUAUUUCCCUCUCCUGAUCCUGACAAAGAACGUGGCAUUUUCAAAAGAUAUGUUCAUCUAGUUCAGGAAAUCAUAUUUAUUCUUUCUUUGGCUGCAGUAUAGUGCUAACAGCCUGUGUUGUGGUAUUAACAUGUAUUCAGAUGUAAUGACUCAGGAUUUAAACCAAUAGAUUUCAGUCUCACAAGCUUAUUUUUUUUCCGUCCAUGAAGACGACUCUGUAUUUUUAUUUUUAAUGCUAUUUUAUCGCCUGCCCCGAAUCCGCCUGCAGCUGUUCUUCUCAGCUGAAAACUCGAGCUCCCUGUCCUGAAAAUUAAUUAAGACCAAUAGGACCUGGACCAGCCCAAAUAUCUUCAGGCACUUCCAUUCUGUUGAUUCAGCUCGAGUAUCACCGCCUGAAUGUGAUCGCAGCCAACCAGCACCAAAACACAUGGAACAAAAUGACACGCUUCAUAUGCAAAUGAUGGCAGGAAAUCAGAACCAGGACCUUUAAUACCUGCGGACUCAUGUUUCUCUGGAUGCUGAACUGUUGUUUCUGUGCUCACAAAAAAAAAAAGGUAAUUAUAGUUUGUAUCCAUGGGAAGAGACUUGCUUUUUCCACUUCUCCUGUGCUCUCUUAAGAGUAAAGUUUAAUAAGCCCAGAGAUUUUAGUGCAAUUUCCCCAUUAUGUGGCUAAAUUUAGCUCCGGCUCGCCAACAGUGGGCUUGAAAUUACUGCUUUUAUGAGCCGAGCACAAACAUUGGUGUUAGAAUUAGAACGAUGUUUUCUUUAUUUUCAGUCGUGGAUUAUAAUGGCCUUGUCUGUGUAUUUGAAUUUGGAGAGCUAAGGCGUCCGUCCGCAAACACUGCCCUACCGGAGGCGGUGAACCUCAGGUUUGGAGGUUCUUCGCUGCUCCGCCGCCUGGAAAUGAUAACUUAAUGAAUGUCAAAACAAAUAGUCAGAGCUGCAGAGUGGCUCCCUGGCAGGAAAUGCACGUCUGCCUAUUUAUUUUCCUCCUAUCUUUCACUUGCACAUGUCUGGAGGGUGUGUUUUGACUGUACGCGAGCUGAUGGGGGAUUUUUGUCUUGGAGAGCGGCGUAUGCCAGAGAUGUGGUGGUCCUGCCCACUCAGGCGCUGUUGUGAAACCCAAGAGCGCCGUCCUCCUUCAGGGGGAGACUGAUUCUCUGGGCUCUCUGGGGGGCGUCAGGGGGGGGGGUUUCUCUGUCAUCAAACUGUCGUUCCACAGCUGUGGGACUGGAGAGUUCAGAUUUUUUAUUGCACAUACAACAUGAACAGACAGGUGACAGAAAAGCACAAUGAGAAGUGCUGUCGCUGGUGUUGUUUUGUUUGACACAAGUUCAGAUUAGCUCAGGCUCUCAGAGCUCUGCUCGACAACUACUGCUUCUGAAAUGAUAUUGUUAAAGCAUCGUCCAGCAGUCUUCAUUAGAUUUGUUUAUUUUUGGGUUAUGGGUAAAUUAUAUGUAACUUAAGACAUCCAAAAUUCAUUGCCUGGUGAAAUGAGUGCUUCACCGCACAUUUAGAUAAGAUGAAGAAUGUCCCUCUCAGCUCAGUCUGCCCUGCCAGCCUGACCUCAAGUCAGCAAAUGCUGUCAGAUGGAGUCUGGCUGAGAGAGGUUUGGUAUCUAAAUCUCUCCAAGUGCUCUCUUUAAGUGCAUUAAGGAACCAUAACUGUGUGCCUGCAGGUUUUAGCUACAGAUUUUGCAUACUAUCAUUUUUGCUGACCAUUUUUGAACGCACGCUGUACAGUUUUAGAUUUUUGUAAACAAUUUCAGCCUCUGGUUUCCAUUCAUUUCUGUUUAAAAAUAAAUCAGCAGACUCGAGAAACUUGUUUAAGUUGUGUAGUUAAUCACAGUGAACAUCGGCUCUCUUGUUAUUUCUUGUAAAUGUUAUAUUAACAUUGAAUGCAUUUUACGUUACACAAAAGGAUGUUACUGACAGAAUGAACACAGACUGACGGCUCAAGCUAAUUUCUACAGUGAUUGAUUUUUAUAUGUAAUUAUUGAAAGCAAGUUGCUGCCUGGACAACAGUCUGACCUGCACGAUGAUGACCUGAUGAGGUGUAAAAAGAAGACUGGUGAUACGAUACUGACGCAUAUUGUGAUGAGGACAGUGCGUCUGGUACGGUGGCCCUGAGGGUCAGCAUUUCACAAAACACUACAAAAUGUCACAAAACACAAUAACACUGCAGAAAACAUGACGUUUCACAAAAUACUUCAACAUUUCACAAAACAUGACCUUUCAAAUUACGACAUAAAAAACAGCAUUUCACAAAACACUACAUUUAAUGAAACACGACAGCGUUUCACAAAAUACAUUAACACUGCAGAAAAAAAAAUUACGUUUCACGAAAUACUUCCAACAUUUCACAAAACAUGACCUUUCAAAAAAUGACAAAAAAACCCUGCAUUUCGCAAAACGCUACA
Epinephelus moara (kelp grouper) is the source of this 7550-nucleotide messenger RNA. RefSeq names its product leucine-rich repeats and IQ motif containing 1 (gene lrriq1). Gene Ontology annotation, molecular function: protein binding. The transcript has 26 exons. NCBI's taxonomy places the organism in Eukaryota, Metazoa, Chordata, Actinopteri, Perciformes, Serranidae. The record is from RefSeq and is a predicted model, not a curated record. The coding region runs from base 201 to 5045 and encodes 1614 amino acids.